GUGAUUAAACGUGAACAAGUGCGCAUCGCUGCUACGCAUCUUGCGCUACAGUUACGGAAUUUUUUUUUAUUUUCAUUGUCGUUGUAUAGUGAAAUAGAGUGUGAUGUGACCUAUAGUACUCAUCGACGUUUUCGAGACGACUGGGAUUUUUUUUAGAUACGAAAUUGUAACGAUUCUAUUGUAGUUGAGAGAUGAGUGGAUUUUUUUCUUCUUCCUUUUUUACGUUCAUUUGAUUUGAGUGUAUAAUGCGCGUAUUCCAUUUGUUUUUGUUAUUUUUAUUGUAACAAUGAACAAGAGUAACACAGUGUUGUAAGGACAUAAGGACAAUUAUUUUGAUUGUUCGAAAACAAACAAUUCACUUGAGCUUUUUGAAUAAUUGUAUAUGCGGCGGAUUAUGGUGCGGAUUUUUAUUUUUAUUUUAUUUUUCUUUUGUUAUGAAUGAAGAGCAUGAGUGUUAAAAGGACAUUUUGAGAUUUAUUGGAUAACAUACAGUGAUGAUUUGUUAAUGACAAAAGACAUUAUUGUUUCGGAUUUUCUUUUCGGUUGUUACUUUAUUCGAUAUUGGUUUCACUGAUUCGAAAAAAUGUUUAUGUCGAUUUUAUCUGAUUUUUGUGAUGGUGCAAUAGCAUCGUACAGCGGCAGACACGGAUUAUUUAUGUGACAGGGUGGAUUUAAUCAAUUGUCUAAAUGUGAUUUUUCUGCCUCAAAGUUCUGUUUAUUUUGGAAUGGAUUAAAGUGAUCAAGUUUACGUUGAACGGGUGUACAACUUGACCGAGACAGUGUGUUACGUUGAAUCAGCUUUAAUUUACACAUUUUUUUCGUUUGUUUUCAAAAUUUAAUUGCUGUUUUGUAGUGCAAUCAGUUUUAUAGCCAAUAUACUUAGCGAAUAAAGUCCAAUUCGUCCUAUUCGAACGAUAAAAUCAGCUGUAGAAAAUUUAUUGAUUAUUAUGGCUGCGUAUGCUCAAUUCGGUUAUGGUUACCCGUCGGCAAGUCAGUUGCUUGUGAGUGGUGGCCAAACUACAACAAACAGUGCACAAUCACCAAUCGGUGCCAAUGCACCAUCUCUUAGUCCAGGCGGUUCAGCAACUGGGGCACCGACCGGUGCUCUCAGUCCUGGGGCAAUGUCACAAGCCUCGAACAAUGCGCCCGCGACAUCAUCGUGCUGUGAAAAUGGUCGACCUAUAAUGACUGAUCCCGUAUCGGGACAAACGGUCUGUUCGUGUCAAUACGAUUCCGCAAGACUAGCAUUGUCCGGCUAUUCUCGAAUACCGACAGCUGGCGUUUACGGUUCAGCGUAUCCGUCAACAGAUCAAAAUCCAUAUCCUAGUAUUGGCGUAGAUAGUUCAGCAUUUUAUUCACCUCUUAGUAAUCCAUAUGCUUUAAAAGAAAGUGGUCCUACAAGUGAUAUGAGUGCGUGGACAUCGGCAGGUCUGCAACCAACGGCUGGUUACUAUCCAUAUGAUCCAGCACUUGCAGCUUAUGGAUACGGUGCUGGUUACGAUUUAGCGGCACGUCGAAAAAAUGCAACUAGAGAAUCAACAGCUACAUUAAAAGCAUGGUUAAAUGAGCACAAGAAAAAUCCGUAUCCAACAAAAGGCGAAAAGAUAAUGCUGGCAAUUAUAACGAAAAUGACAUUAACGCAAGUGUCGACGUGGUUUGCGAAUGCCAGGCGCCGUUUAAAAAAGGAAAAUAAAAUGACUUGGGAGCCGAAAAAUAAAACCGACGACGAUGAUGAUGCAAUGAUAUCGGACGAUGAAAAAGAUAAGGAUGAAAUGGAAGACAGAAGUCGUGAUCACAAAGACUCAUUACAUCACGUGAAAGCCGAACAUUGUAAGGAUGACGAUGAUGAUGAUUUAACGGACGACGAUCGUAAACCGGAUGGUAUUCUCGGUCACACAAUACCACACACAAAUAUUCCGCAUCAUCCGCCGUAUCAUCACCAUGCAAUGCUCGGAGCCUAUCCCGGAAUAAAAGAAGAAUUAUCCGGUUCAAAAAACCCACCGAGCAGCGACUGUGGCGUGCCAAUUCCAGCAACAAAGCCGAAAAUCUGGAGCCUGGCAGACACAGCCGCAUGCAAGACACCACCACCACUACAGGCUCACCAUCUACACCAACAACACGGCACAACACCGUCAGCGGCUUGGAUGACCGGCGGUUACCAUCCACACAAUCCUCAUUCGACGAACGCCGACAUGAUGAUGGCGGCCAGUGGGGCCCAUACAGGAAUGAAUAUGAGUGGCGUAGGCAUGAAUACCCUCAAUCAUACGCAGCAGAAUAUGGGUAUGAGCAGCGGUAUGAUGGACAAUUUCGCGAAUUCCCAGUAUUCUCGCUAUGGGGGGUUUCUAGGGGCGUCUCAUCACUACAAUACGAACAACAACAACAACAAUCAUAUCACCAAUAUGCCAGUGACGGGACAGCACAAACCACAUCCAAAUACGCCUAUCACCCCUACGCAUCUGCAACAACAGAAUUCCAACGGCAGUUCCACCAACGGCAGUACACACUCCCCACAACAACAACAACAACAUCAACAGCAGCAGCAACAACAACAACAACACCUACAACACCAACAACAAUCGAUGGGGUUUCCAGAAGUACAAACCGACACACCGCCGCAAACGCCACCGAACUUGAAGCUUCCCAGCGUAGCGAGUACUCUGCUUACACAAACCCCUACGACCGGUACUUGUUAUAACACCAAUAAUCAACAAAACAACAGCAUUAACAACAACAACACAAGCACGACAAACAACAAUUUGAAUCAAUCUAGCAAUGGUUACAGUUCCUCUUCGCCGCCUGGGUCCAAUAAUUAUGUUGGUAAUUUUACUCGAAUGCAACAGCAUUCACCACAGAAAGCUCAAGAAUAUUCACAACAUAUGAUGGCUAGUCCACAACAGGAUACGGCUGCAUUUAAGCCAUUUUACAAAAGUUCACAAAUUGGUAGUGGUUAUGUGUCGCCUGUUUGAAAUAUAAUUUUGGAGUCUCUUCGAUUUAAGAUGAACACACAAGCAGUAAUCAUCCAGAUUUUAUUACACGCAAUAUUUAAUAACAUUUUUAUUGUCGUUGGAUAUACACAUUAUAUUAUAUUGUUCGUUUGCAUAACAUAUUUAAUGCCUAAAUGGAUAUUAAAACUACAACAAAAAAGAUUAAAUUGAAAGAAGAACCACAUACAACAACAUCCAACAUUCAGCAACAUGAUAAUGUUUUAUGGACAUCAAAAAAAAAA
This is a messenger RNA of Bradysia coprophila, 3226 nucleotides long. It is a transcript of the gene ara, whose product is annotated as araucan. Gene Ontology annotation, molecular function: DNA-binding transcription factor activity, RNA polymerase II-specific; RNA polymerase II cis-regulatory region sequence-specific DNA binding. The record is from RefSeq and is a predicted model, not a curated record. Gene Ontology annotation, biological process: cell development; neuron differentiation; regulation of transcription by RNA polymerase II. NCBI's taxonomy places the organism in Eukaryota, Metazoa, Arthropoda, Insecta, Diptera, Sciaridae. Gene Ontology annotation, cellular component: nucleus.